Kalmanozyma brasiliensis GHG001 is the source of this 5256-nucleotide messenger RNA. RefSeq lists its product as uncharacterized. The transcript has a single exon. The coding region runs from base 1 to 5256 and encodes 1751 amino acids. Lineage: Eukaryota; Fungi; Basidiomycota; Ustilaginomycetes; Ustilaginales. The record is from RefSeq and is a predicted model, not a curated record.
AUGAGCUCGUUCGCCUUUCCCGCCUUUGAGCGGGCUCAGCAGCAGCACAUGGCCUUCGACCAGACAGCCGAGCAGCUCUACCAAUCCGUCCGAGAUGCCAUACAUGCUUCUUCCCACGCCUGCAUCGGUCCUUCCGAUGCCGAGACUCUUGCCGCAGCAUCAAAAUCAAGCACAGUCAACGGUACUACCGAGCCAUCGGCACCUCCGCUACCCAAGAUCACCAAGCGUGUCAACGCGCGUCUGCAGCUCGCAGCUGCGCUCAUCGAGGCCGACAACGAGAGCAUUCUUGCAAAGGCGCAGUUCUGGCACAUCUACCAUCCACCGCAAGCGCACGAUUUCGUUCAUCCCCCUCCACCACCACAGCCAGCGCUAGCCAGCCAAAGCGCCAUCUUCGCCCCGUUUCGAGAGGGAGCAACUACCGCAGUCAAACGACACGUUCGCACCUGGAGCGCAGCUACCGGCCUCUCCCGUCUUCUCGAUGCAGAAAACGAUGGCAAGCGGCCUAGUGUCGACUUCCUCGGCGUCGCACUUCCUACAGACCAGCGGGCACGCAGUCGAGCUGGAAGCAGCGUCACAGGUCUCAACGCCGCAGGUACAUCACGCAAUCGAUCCGACAGCCUCUUUUCAAAUGCAACCACCUCCGUCGCGGGUCGCACUUCCAAGCUAGGCUCUCGUCCCGCUAGCGUCUUGGAGGCAGCUGCCGAAGCCGAUACAGCUGCUGCGACCGAAGAUGUACUCAGCGACUGGGGCGUCGACAAAUUUCUCAGCAAAGACGAGCGCGAACGUAUCGCCGCGGGUCAGCGCAACCGCGCUCAAAGCCUGGCUGGCAGCGCACGUGCACGCUCUUCUAUCGACCAAAUGGCGCCCUCCUUGACCGGCCGUAGGUCCAUCGACACGGAUCGCAACUUGCCCAGUGACCGGCCUGCAGUGGUCAGAGCUAGCUCGGAGAUCGUUGGCGCUUCCUCAUCUGCAGCUGGUGGGACGGCGGAUCCCAAGCUCGAGCUCCUGGCUAGGAUCAAGCUAUAUCGAGAGCGUCAGGAGAACCUUCCGCCCUCGGAAUGGGAUGGACCAGGGCCGACAGCCACCAAGGAUGAGGUCGUCGAGCAUAUUAUUGCCUCUUCAGACGGCAACAAGCGGAGUUCAUUGCGUCAAGCCUCUCAAGAGCUCGAAAAACCGCCUGAGUCAUCGACGAUGGUCAACGGCGUCGAUCAAGAAAGCAACACUGCAGCGCCCGCCGCUGCCGAGUCCAUCAUGGAUCGACCUCGUCCGUCGUCCCGCGCCGAUUCCACGACGUCGUCCGCCUUCCCGUCAACACCGCUCGCCAAUGGAGCCGUCAUCGAUCCGGCGUCGCAAUCAAGUCAAGCCGAUGCUCAAGUCGUGACCACGCCGUCUCACGAAGCUGGCAAGGUUGAGGGCUUUCCCGCUGAUCAGGCCCAUACGAUGACUACGCCGAGGAUGCCCACAGCUGACUUUCCCAAUCCCUUCGAUCAGCAGACGCCGACAGCUUCGCAAAGCAUGGUCGGUGUCGGUUCCUUCCCCCGAAGCCAGUCGCGACGCAAUUCAUAUCUCGGGGAUCCUUCCUUCUUCCCGGACGGAGACCCGGUCAGCCAACCGAAUCAAGCUCAGCAGCGGGCAUCCAUGUCCUUCAUGCCGCCUCAUGCUACGUCCGGAUCAGCACCUUUCGGACAGCAGCAAAUGUCAGGUCGAGGAUGGGCAACGGAUCAAUUUGCCGAGCACGAUCUUGGACUCGGUCCUAGUCCAUUCGCGGCGGCUUUGCUAGCUGCGAGCCCCAGUAUGAACGGCCUCUCCGAUUCCCGCUGCCACGACACAAGUCCUGGGAACGCGGCUUCACCUGCUAUCGAUUUCAACAGCCUUACCACACGUCAGCUCCAAAACGUCGCCCGCAAUUCGACCUUUCCGUCGCAUCUUGGCAUCAAUCGCGAUCUCCUCGCCGAGGAGGAGCUUCAUCAAGCAGACGAGCAUCUGCUCGAGAAUGAAUUCGGUCAAACACCGAAGCGCAAAAGACAAUCGUCGUAUGACAUCACGGCGCUCGCACAAGAUCUCGCCAAGACCGGAGGCGAGAACUUUGAGAUCCAGCUCGGCGAAGGUGCUGCCCCUGAUCUCUCGUCUGCCAAUUGGGGCAAACCACGCAAGAAGUGGUUCCGCUUGAGCAUGAUGAUGGACGCCAAAGGCAGACCAGCAAAGCCCAAAAGAACGGACGGAGCCGAGGGCGACGGCGAGUCUGACGCUGAAGCUCUGGACGUUCCGGUCGCAGGAGCCGACCCGCUCCCUAUCGCAGGUCAAAGUGCCGGUGAUUCGGCCAACAUGACCGGCGCCGUUCUCCCCGCUCAGACGGAAGAUAUGCACGACAUCGAUGACGACUACGUCAGUCCUCCGCGUCGAGGCCCUCUUCGUCCUCUAGGCCUAGCUGCUCGCACGCCGCAGACCAUCGUUAUGCCGCAGCCUUUGCAAGGUACCGAGUUUGCGCCCAAACUGCGAUUGAAGGAUGCAGAUACCACUGCUCCUGCCUCCAAGCGCCACAGCCUGCACGUCCCUGAUGGGUUCGUUCUGCACAACAGCCGAGGUGAUUUGCCUCCCAUGCGCAGCUUGGUUGUGCACAGCGCCAACGGGCCUCAGCCCAUGUUCGCUGCCAAGAUGGGCAACAAGAAGCAACAGCAGCAGCAGCCUGCUCCGCGACUCAAAGCUGUCGAGGUGGGCAGAACCGUCCAGGUGCCGGCCGCCGCGCCUCGUGGCAUCGGACGACGUGCUGCAGCUCCUACCACCGCUCUGUUCCGAAACCAUCUCGUGCAAAACGAAGACGAGCGGGAAGGAUGGGGCUGGGAAGCUGGCACUCGUGUCGAUGACGUCUUCCAUCCUGACCAGGUCGACGACUCGGAUGACGAUGACAAACCGCUCGCCGACAUCAAAAAGCAAAGCCGCUCAGCCAAGCGCGCUGCAAAGCGUCUCGUCAAGGAGAAGCGCAAGCGUAAAGCCGCCCGCCGCGUCCGCCGCGCCAAGAGGGAGGAAGCGCUCAAAGAAGGCAAGUCGUUCAAGGAGGCUGGCGUGGACGAGCUCAGUCCGGAUGAAGACUUGGACCUCAGCAGCACAAGCACCGAAGAGGAGGUCACUGGUAGCGAGACAGACUCAGACCUCUGGGCAAGCGACGACGACAAACGAUGGGUCGACGACAGCAAGCCCGCCGGCAAGCUCUACGGCAAGAGUCUGCUCGACCUUGCCACUGAGCGAAACCAGGUGCGCAAAUCCAAGGCCCGAUUCUACGGACAGGUGCAACACGAGGAUGGUGAAGUCGCCGAGCUGCAGAUCGACGGUGAUGGCGACCGUUCAGCUUUACAGCGUCCCGCUGGCUCUGUCUUCGACGAUGACGCUUCCGUGGCGCCAAGCGUUGCCCGCACCUUCCGAGACAAGCCUGUUGGCUUCAACGACACGAGGGAACGCAUGGAGGCUGUCUUCGGCGCUGAUCAGGUCUGGGCACGGGAGAUGGCCAAGAGGCGGGAUGACGAGGCGCGAGAGGCGGAGCAAGCUCGGCAAAAAGCAGACUUGGAAGCGGCGGCCCAGCAGCAACGGGAAGCUGAGGCGAAGGCCAGGAAGGAACGCGGCCUUUUUACGCUCGGACGAAAGGGCAAGAAGAGCAACUCCGCACAGCAUCUCGGCAUCUCGAACGGCUCGGCAAUCCCCAGUACGGCGAGCUUUGCCGGCUCCAACGUCGAUGUUUCGUCCAUCACGCCCUCGCAGAAAGCUCUGCACGAGGAGGAGGAAGUCGAAUCUCAGACACUCGCGAUGGGACAGUCUCCUCUGGUGCCUCCUGUGCUCGCGCUUGAUCUUGACGAGGACUCCAACGCGCGCGACCAAGCACAGUCCGGCCGAAGGAGUCUCAAUCUGCUCGCUGGCGAGGAGGCGGCGGCACAGGAAUGGCUCAUCCACUCGGACGUCGAGCCUGAGCAGAAUGACGAUCAGGGACCAGAAUCAAGCGACGACGACCUUCCCCUCGCUCAGGUCAAGAAGAAUGUUGCAUCGCGUCCGGUCUCGUUCGCUGCAGGCCUUUCGCUUAACCCAGCGAGGUCGGGCGAUGCCGACUCGUCUGACGAAGAGCUUCCACUCGCGGCCUUGAAGCAGAAACGCAUUCGACAGUCCGCGAUGCUGGGUGGUGGCAAGCUGGAUCUGGACUUUGCGUCCUUGCAUCAAAGUCUGGACCGCGACGCAGGCGCGGAACCUGCCGUCAUCUCCUCGCCUCGGCCGGGCAGCUUGCCUGAAACGACGAGCGUGGCGUACGAUGACUUCAAGGCGCCCUUCUCACAACCGGCCGCUGUGAAAGCUGCGCAGCUGAUGGAAGACGACGAUUCUGAUGAGGAUUUGCCCCUUGGUCAGAGACAUCCGGGAGGAAACGCCGCGCUUCUUGCGAUGCGCACUGCCCUCGAGAAUCAGAAACGAGCAGAGAAGGAAGCCAGGCAAGCGGCAAAGGCGCAGAAGAGGGCCGCCAAGCUCGCGCGACAAGUUAGCACGGACGACGUCGAUGCGGCCGCUGACGCGGAGCAAUCCAGGGUUGACGGGGAUGCAGACCAGGAGGACGAUGGCAGCGAGGAGGAGGAGGACAGCGACGACGACCAGCCACUGGGCUAUGUGCACCCUCAAGCAGCUAUCAUCGCCGAGCAGGCAGAACUCAUCCGACAACUACAAUCCGAAAGGGAGCAGCAACAGCAACAACAGCAGCAGCAGCCAUCCCGCUUUGGCGGUAUGUCACCGUCGGGGUCCGCCAUCAUGUCGCCUUCCGGAGUGGACAUGCGCUCUUCGGUCAUGCUCCACAGAAUGAGCGGAGUGCCUAGCAUGAUGGGCGGUAUGGCCAUGGGUAUGGCGGAUCCUCGGCACUCGAUGAUCGGCAUGCCAACGAACGGAUCGAUGAUGGGGAUGCCUCAGUUCGAUGGCCUGCCGACGUCUGGCGCUGGACUGCCCUUCAGCAUGCCAAUGUCGACACCAAUGCAAAUGGGAAUACCCAUGGCUCCAGGCUCUCAGAUUGGCGUUCCCAACGCCAUGCAAUCAGGAGCCAUGUCUCCUGCCAUGACGAUGCCGAUGAUGGCUGCGAGCCCGCAGAUGGGAGCGACAAUGACGCCAAAUCCUAUCGCCAUGAUGCUUGACCCUAAAGCAUCUUCGAUCCACAACUGGCGAACACAGGUCCCCCCAGAUGCGCCAGCCACCCUGACCCCGCCCAGCGGAGCCUCUACCGUCAAUUCGGCCAGAUGA